Messenger RNA from Vollenhovia emeryi, 3585 nucleotides. RefSeq names its product SET and MYND domain-containing protein 4-like. Lineage: Eukaryota; Metazoa; Arthropoda; Insecta; Hymenoptera; Formicidae. The record is from RefSeq and is a predicted model, not a curated record. The transcript is spliced from 6 exons. Bases 398 to 2266 code for a protein of 622 amino acids. Gene Ontology annotation, molecular function: protein binding.
AGUUUCACCGGCUUCAAUGUUCCCAGUACAUGCUCUACCAUGGCUUAAUUCAGUUACUGCCUAAGGUCAACUUCGAACAUCGUAAAAUAAUCAUCACGUUUACACAAAAUAUACAUCUUACAACUUUUAAUACAUCAAAGAUAAAAAUAAAGAAUUAAAAUCUCAGUUACAAGUACAAAAACUUCAGUGGCAUUUAAGUAAAAAAUCACGUGAGUAAGUUCCGAAAGAAGGAAGUUGAACUUUUUUUUCGUUAUUUGAUGUUUGUUAAAUUUUACAUUGUUAUGUAAGUUACGUUAUGCAUUUAAUGUAUAUUAAGUGGUAAAUCUGGGAUACGAGAAAAAGAAGGAUUCCGCCUAAUAUUUUCCAAGUAUAUUACAUCACCUUAAAGUAUCUAGAAAUGGAGAUAGCGAAGGAACUUGUAUUCACCCUCAAGCAAAAUAAUAAGUCGCACGUUGGAUACGGAUUGCAAAAGGAGUGCGAGGCUCUCGUCGGGCAUAUCUUGCAGAAUAUGGUCAGAUCCCAGAUGCCUUCUCUGCACGCUGUAACGAAAAACGAGGAGGACUCCGUUAGAUACAGAGAGGAAGGUAAUCAACAUUUUGUGAUGGGCGACGACCUGGAAGCCAUCGAGUGUUACACCCUGAGCCUGGCAUAUGCCGACAGCGAUGAACUCAUGGCACAUGCACACGCGAACCGUUCCGCCGCUUUAUACAGGAAACAAUUGUACAAGGAAUGCCUCAUAGACAUCGACGCGGCUCUGUCUCACGGAUAUCCCAAGGCAAAGCAGAGGAACCUGAAGGACAGGGGCGAUAAAGCGAUAACGGAGAUAAAACGGUUGCUGCAGCUGGAAGACUCGGAGGAUGUCGAUCAUCAGAGAACUGCAAAGUCGGAAAACGACGAGCGCAUAGGCGACGGAACGACGGCGGUGGAAAACGGUCAAGGGAGUUCGAAGAAGCAGGGCGCGACAGCGAACGAAAAUUAUCUUCAUUACGUUGCGAAGAUCCCGCCGCAGAAGCCGCGGUACUUGCAGCAGGAGGAUUUCUCCAAGUUGACGUACGGCCCGAGCCGAGAAGUUCCCGCGGUCAGCGACGGCGUAGCGAUAUCUUUCUCGGAGAGAUACGGCAGGCACUACGUGGCGACACGGGAAUUUAAACCCGGCGACAUAGUCAGCAUCGAAGAUCCGUAUGCACAUGUUAUCUACGAAGAACGGUAUUACACGCAUUGUCACUAUUGCCUAUCCAGAAGCUACAAUCUAAUACCGUGCCCAGAAUGCCCGAUAGCGCAGUAUUGUUCCGAGAAUUGCAGGAAGCUGGCCUGGGAAGCAUGCCACGUGACGGAAUGCCCAAUUCUAAAGCUGUUGACGAACUUGCUCAAUGUGGACAAGGAUAAAAUACGAAUGAUUUCCAAGAUCAUUCGAUUGCUGAUCGUGGUGACCGAGAACGGGACCAAAAUCGACCAACUGCAGCAAGACAUGAAAACGGCGGAAUCUAAUUCAGACAAUAGAACGGCAGGAUUUACAGACACUGGGAUAUUAGACAGCUUUAGCGGCCGGUCCGCGCUGAGCCUGGCAACCAAUAUGACCACGAGACCGCUCAUCGGCAUCAGCGCGUUCGCCUGCAUCUCGGCGCUCGCGGGAAUUCUUCUAGCCACGCAGACAAAAUUUUUCCCCAAGAAAUACAAGAUUGACGACUUGAAAGACAUCGGCGAGUUUUCCGAGCUCAAGUUUUGCGCGAGUAUUAUGUUUCGUGCCUGCGUGGUAAUGUCGUCUAAUUGCUUCUCAAUACAACAAGAACCUGGAAUUGUGUCGGGUUCAGGCCUGUAUGUGGCUCACAGCCUGUAUAAUCAUUCUUGCGCGCCAAAUACUUUCCGACAUUUCGAGGGACUGACAAUGAUCACGCGUGCCUUGACACCUGUACGCCCUGGGGAUCAAAUAUUCACAAGCUACGGCGGCGUUUACGCGCUCAUGCCACGAUCCGAGAGGAAACACAAGAUACUGCAGGAUUACUUUCUUGAUUGCGAUUGUCCGGCAUGCACGAACGACUGGCCGAUGUAUAAUGAGGUUCUGCAACAUCACAUCGGAUCUAUCUCCAAGGAUAAGCAACUUGUAGAAAAACUGAGGCCUUUCAGAGAGAGAUUGCUCGCAAAUAUGUACGACAUCGAUGCAGUGAAGGCCGUACUCGGUAUAUUACACAGGGAAGUUAGUGAACAUCCAUGCGAGGAGAUACUCCACGCGGAGCAGUAUUUAAAGAGUUACUAUUUGGAUCCAUAAAUCGUCAAGAGGUAUUGAUGGUAAGGAAAUAGAUUGUGAAGGAAUAUUCUUCCUUUUAGAAAAUUAUAUAGCAGGAAUAUGUUAUAAUAUGUAAAUUGCAUAUAUAAAUCUUGUACAUUAGUGAAAUUUGCAAUAUGAUUUUAUUGCCAUGGCACGAAAGCAAACUAAAAAUCAGAUUAUUUAUAAACAUACUUCAGCCAUUACAAGCACUGGAAAGAGAUUAAUUACUUAAGAGAGAUAGAUUAUAGUUUGUAUUAUCUUUAAAAUAUGCUAUUCUAUCACAAAUCGUAGAUCAAGCGACAUAAAAGGAAAGCCAGAAGGUGAUCUAGGAGAAUAAACAAUAUAGCACGAUUUGAAAUAGAAAAGAUAUUAAUAAUUACUUGUAUAUUUCAUCGUAAUAGGCAUUCAAUAUAUGACAUUGUUACAAUCGGUAUUUAACAGUGUCGGAUAGGAAAAAGUUUCGGGGGCAGUGUUUCAAUUUCAUUCUGUGUACACUAUACAUUACUUUAUCAAAGUAAAAAACAAUUUACACUGUUUACGAGUGCGAGUAUCUCAGCAAGCUCGGCGUCGAUUCGAUAAACUGAAGAACCGUUAAUAGCACUUUAUACUUAGCGAUAAAAAUUAAAAUCUGUCUUCAACACGUAGAUACAUCUCCUUUCUUUUCAAGCGCGCGCACACACACACACAUACACUCACAUGUGCGAGAUGUGACAAUAUAUUACGCUUCAAAGAUUAAAAUAAGCUCAAUAUAGAUUUGCCAAUAAAAUUGUAAGAUAAAUUUAGAGGACAUUAAAAAAACUUAUCUACAAAGAUUAAAACUUAUCACGCUAAGGAUAAUCGAUGUUAUCGUCAAUAUAUAUAUUUAGAGUUAAAAUAUUCAUCAAUUUAAAUUAAAAAAUCGAUCGUGUCAUCCGUGUAAAGGAAAAUUAAUGCAAAAAUACGAAUCGAUAGGAGGGUUACAUCUCUUUCAGUCUGUCUGCACUUUAAAUUCAUUUUUUUAUCGUAAGAGAUAAUCGGCGCAUGUGUGUGGUUAAGGAAAACUGCAGUUUCCGGAAUAUGAAUCAUCAUUCUCGUGACAAUCCUACUGAGAUCAAAAUUAUAAAAUAUUCAAUAUAAUCGGUACUCCCGCCGUAAAAAGACAAGCUACGAAACAUAUAAAUUUGCUGCGAAAAAGAAACUAUAAUAUACACAUAUAUGUAUAUAUAUGUGGUAUGUUUCUAAAAAUUGAUAAAGUAUCAAGAAAUGUAUCUUGCAACAAUAGUUCAUCGCUGAAAACUAUCCAUGUGACUAUUUCAUCUAAAAAAAAAAAAGACUGCCGA